This is a messenger RNA of Pelodiscus sinensis (Chinese soft-shelled turtle), 1089 nucleotides long. RefSeq names its product DELTA-actitoxin-Aas1a-like. Gene Ontology annotation, molecular function: channel activity. Gene Ontology annotation, biological process: monoatomic cation transport; cytolysis in another organism; pore complex assembly. Gene Ontology annotation, cellular component: pore complex. The record is from RefSeq and is a predicted model, not a curated record. Lineage: Eukaryota; Metazoa; Chordata; Testudines; Trionychidae.
CGCAGCCAGGGCUGGACCUGGGCUGGCUGGGAGGCCAGUGGGUCAGUUCUGCUGCUCAGCGAGCCCUCGGUGCUGCGAGAUGGAGACCAUCGAAGGGCUGAUGCUGGAGGUGGCUGCUGGCAGGAGUGUGGGCAUUGAGAUAAGCAACAAGACCAGGAGCACCCUUGAAAACCCCAGGACACACUGUUUCAGUGGCCAUGAUCUGGUUAAGCCAGAGAACUCCAUCCCCCCUGGCAAAUCGGGGAGCUGCGUGUUUGUGAAAACGAGCUACUCGGCCCGCGGGAGCGUGGGGGUGCUGAGCUACAAGUCCGAUGCCUUCACCCUGGCCGUCAUGUUCUCCAACCCCUUCGACCGCGUCCUCUACAACUCGGAGUUUGCCAUCGAGCUCUUCGCGGGCAGGAAGCACUUUGAGAGCAUGGAGCGUCUCUACCAGUAUAUGUACAACCACGGCCCGCCCUAUAAGUGCGAGUCCUUUGAGAGAGUGGAGCUUGAGAUGCUGGAUGGCGAGCUAGUGGUGACCAACCAGGGGAUCCAGGCAACAGCCACCGUGUCCAACAAGGAUAAGGCCACCAUUAAAGUGGAGAUUAAGGGAAAAGAUGAUCACACAGACAGCCCAAGCAACCCAGGGAAAUGGCCCAUGUGACAGACCAGAGUGGUAACUAGUGACUCCCAGCCUGAGCAGACAGUGCUGUGCUAACUCUGCUCAAGUGAGUGCACUAAAAACAGCCAGAGCCAUGUGGGUGCACAUGCCACGGUGCUGUUUGUAGUGCACUGGUGCAUGUCUGUCUACCCAUGUUCCCUCUAUUUUUUAACAUCCAUGUGAGGAAUAAAAGUGGUUGGUAUGCACCGAGGCAUGUGCACAUGUGCACCCUCAGUAGAAAUGGAAGCCAAGCUGUGGGUGCUCUGCUAAUCAGCUGGGUGGCUCCUGAAUCUCUCCGGGGCAACCCCUCAGUGCACAGCUUCCAGGAAUCUGCUGUCUACCCAGGCUGGGAAGUCUCCAGGCAUCCAGAGGUUGCCAUCAUUUUAUAAAGGAGGUUUUUUUCUUGCUUUUGCUAUAACUUCAGAUAUAAUAGGCAUAUGGAAACCCGA